AUGACUUCUCAACAGGAAACCUUUAAAAUAUUUGUCCUGAGACAUGGACAAAGUGAACUGAACCAUGAAAACAUCUUUUGUGGGUGGAUUGAUGCAAAACUUACAGAAAAAGGUAAACAGCAGGCACGUAAUUCUGCUCAAUUAAUUAAACAAUAUUGUGAAGCUAAUGAAGAAACAUUGCCUCAGAUCGGGUAUACAUCUCGUUUGGUUCGUACGCAACAAACUAUGGAGGUGAUAAUGGACGAAUUGGCCUUAAAGGGUAAUUUCUCAGUGAUCAGUGGUGACGUACACGCUUUAAAGAAAAUUGAAUUGCCACAGGAAGCGUUAGUCAAGGGUCAAUUACCUGUCUUACAGACCUGGAGACUGAAUGAACGUCAUUAUGGUGCUUGGCAAGGUCAGCGAAAGCCAAACGUCCUGAAGGAUGUUGGUGACGAGGAGUAUAUGCGUAUUAGAAGGGAUUACCGUGGGAAACCACCUCUAGUUGAUUUAUCACUUGAGAUGGUUCAACCUAAUGAAAAAGGGGCUGCAACUGGAUAUGAGUUUAAGGAACCUAACAGAACAGUUAAAUAUGCCACUGAGGAUGCUGCUGGCGAAACAUUACCAAUUAGUGAGUCCUUAGCAGAAGUUGUCACUAGAAUCAGACCCUUCUAUGACGGUAUUGUAUUGAGAGCAGCUAAAGAAUACAAUUUGAAUUCAUGUAUUAUUGUCGGUCAUGGUUCUUCGGUGAGAUCAUUGUUAAAAAUCAUUGAAGAUAUUACCGAUCAAGAUAUCAAAAAUGUUGAUAUUCCUAAUGGUAUUCCUUUGGUCAUUGAAUUUGACAAAAGCGAUCUAAGUUUUAUCAAGAGCUUUUACUUGGAUCCGGAGUCUGCUAAGAUCAAUGCAGCUAAGGUGCGUAAGGAAGGAUUUGAGAAGAACCCAUAG
Messenger RNA from Maudiozyma barnettii, 921 nucleotides. It is a transcript of the gene GPM3, whose product is annotated as phosphoglycerate mutase family protein GPM3. Gene Ontology annotation, biological process: glycolytic process. Lineage: Eukaryota; Fungi; Ascomycota; Saccharomycetes; Saccharomycetales; Saccharomycetaceae. Gene Ontology annotation, molecular function: intramolecular phosphotransferase activity. Bases 1 to 921 code for a protein of 306 amino acids. The record is from RefSeq and is a predicted model, not a curated record. The transcript has a single exon.